GGAGCAUGGCCUUCGAUUAUGAUAAUGACUUUGUGUCUGACAUUGACCUGGAAUUGAUCAAAGUGCCUGGAGUGAGAAUCGAAAUCAGUGGCGCAAAUCCGCCUCUCCAAUUCACGGGAACCCUUUGCACAGAAUAUCAUCAUGUAGUCAUCUUUGACGAAUUGGGGGAUCUUGCCUUGGAGUCGCGACAGAGAACCCUGGACAUUUUGAAAUUAGAGCACAAUAUUGAACUGCCAUUCAGAAUUUCAUACCAGUUGAUUGACUCAUUAGUCGAAUCCCUAUCACCGCCAGACGCUCACGUUGUUCUUAUUUGUAAGCAUUUUUACACGUACAAAAUAACAUUCCCGACCAGUUCAAAGUGCUCAGACGUGGCCUCUUACAUCAGAGUAAUGAAAGAGAGAAUGAAUACUCAGAUUCAGUUCUUGCCUGCAUUUCAUUAUCAACACCAGUGCGACGAUUUGCAUGCUGGAUGGCAGAUGUUCAGUCUUCUGAGCACUUUGCAGAAAAUGAAUCAGAAUGCCAACAAUAUGCAGUUCAGAAUCUCAGAUCUGAACAAAGGUUUUGGCGUGUGCCUGAGUUACCCCGAACGUAUAAUUGUUCCAGUAACUGUAACUGACGAAGAAUUAGUCCAGUCUUCGAAGUUCAGAGAAGGCGGGCGCUUUCCUGUUGUGUGCUACUAUCACGCGGCCAGGCAAACCACACUAGUAAGAUGUAGUCAGCCUCUAGUAACGGCAAUGAACAGAACAUGUCAUGCCGACCAACGUGUUCUCGCGAUGUCAUCUCCUGCUUUCAAGGCCAGAGUGGCAAAGGAUCCCAAAAUGUCGCCACGUUCCUACAUUGUAGAUACAAGAACACAGGCGGAUGCUUCAAGUGACAAAGUGAGAGGAGGUGGUUACGAAUCAGAAGGAUACACUGACGCGCAGAGGUUCCAUCAUUUUCAAAGACCUCUGGAAAGAGUGUCCAAUUUGUUGGACUCUCUAGUAAAAUUCAUAAAGGCGCUCAAAUCAAACCAUUCAUCAGUGGAGAGUUAUUUGCUUGCUAUAGAAGGAUCAAAGUGGCUGGAACAUGUGCGAAGCCUAAUCACUCAUGCAUGUUUGCUGCAACAGUUGUUGAAUCAAGAGUUCACGUCAGCAGUGGUACAUGGCCUCGAAGGUCGAGAUACCACCUUGUGUAGUACCUCGCUAGCCCAGAUGAUCAUGGAUCCAGAGUGCCGAACCAUUCGAGGUUUUCAGGAGCUGAUCCACCGUGAGUGGAUUCUUGCCGGACAUCAGUUCCAGAACCGACACUCGUCGCUGUUUGUUCAGAACAAAGCCAGGGAUUCCCGAAAAGUGUCAGCCCCUGUCUUUCUCUUGUUCCUAGAUGCAGUAUGGCAAUAUACACGUUGCUUUCCGACACACUUUGAGUUCAACGAAGAGUUUCUAAUAUUUCUUGCUGAAAGCUCCUACGCGGGAAUUUACGGAAACUUCUUGUGCAACAGUGAGCUGGAGAGAGUUUCAAAUGCAGUUUUCUCAAAGACAUUGUCUCUGUGGCAGCACUUGUCAGAUGACAAGAACUGUUCUAGGUUUAAAAACGAGCUAUACGAUCCAAACCGAGUGAGGUCUAUGGUAUUCCCAGUGUCGCCUGAGAGCUUCGUGCCUUGGACUGGCCUUUAUUCAAGGAAGAACGAAAAGAACUUGAAAUUGAUGAUGGAAAAAGCAAAGCAGGCUAAGCGAAUGAACAAAAAGUUAGUGAUCCAAGCCAGUUUAUUGCAACAAGAAAAGAUGAAAUUAUUACUGAAAAUUCAUGAAAAAAUGGGAGACUGUUAGAUAUGUCUCGCCUGUUUUACUGGUUUUGAAAUGAAAUCGGCGAGUUUGCCUUGGGCUGAAAUACCUUUACAUUUUGCUCUUGCGAUGAGUGAUUCGAGUUUCUGGGUGCUAUUUACAUUCUUUAUUUAAUUAAAUCAAUGUUCUUUUGCCUAACUGAUUAGUUGAUAAUUAAUUGAAUUUCCUUGUGUCAAAAGAGUUUAGAUUUAGUUUCUAA
Molecule: messenger RNA, 2019 nt
Organism: Symsagittifera roscoffensis
Lineage: Eukaryota; Metazoa; Xenacoelomorpha; Acoela; Convolutidae
Product: myotubularin-related protein 9-like
Exons: 1
Coding region: 6-1805 (599 amino acids)
Biological process (GO): phosphatidylinositol dephosphorylation; negative regulation of autophagy
Cellular component (GO): membrane; cytoplasm
Molecular function (GO): phosphatidylinositol-3-phosphate phosphatase activity
Source: RefSeq, a predicted model, not a curated record